Molecule: messenger RNA, 1869 nt
Organism: Saccharomyces paradoxus
Lineage: Eukaryota; Fungi; Ascomycota; Saccharomycetes; Saccharomycetales; Saccharomycetaceae
Gene: SPC72
Product: gamma-tubulin complex subunit SPC72
Exons: 1
Coding region: 1-1869 (622 amino acids)
Source: RefSeq, a predicted model, not a curated record
AUGGUACGUCGAUGGAUUCCUAGUAGCAGGUAUCUCCGUAAUAACGACAACAUUGAUGACGAUGACGACAGCGAGUUCACGAACUCGAUGGAUUCUGGGAUGUCUAUACCAUCGUUCAGGGACUCUGUGACCACGAGGUCAUCUCAUAACGAUCCCAUGAAGCCCAGCCUGGGGAACGAUUCCAACAAAGUCAAAAAUUUGGAGAAAGAAUUGACUAAUGCCAAAAUCAAGAUCCAAGUGCUCUAUGAAUACAUUCGCAGAAUCUCCAAUAAGGAUGGCAAUGCACCAUCAAUGGCCAAUGACGCUGACUUUAAAAAUUCGAUUAUCGAAGGUCUAAAUCUCGAAAUAAACAAAUUGAAACAGAGUUUGAAGACGAGGGAGACUGAGUACCAAGAUACACUACAAUUUGUUCAGGAGAAUUUGGAAAAUUCAGAAAGUAUAGUAAAUACAAUCAACCAUCUACUGUCCUUUAUAUUGACGCAUUUUGAUGGGCAAGAUGAAAAUGCUCAUCUUCUUGAUAAAGAGGAGAGGGAAGGCCUGGAGGAAACUUUAGAAUUGAGCUCCGAUUACGUACUUGAAAAAAUGGAUACUUUAUCCAAAUUCAUCAUGCAAUUCUUGCAGGAUUUUUUGCAUUCCAAAGGUCAAGCAGAACCAAAAGAGGAUGAGGAAGAAUUCCGUUCACUGGCUCAGUCUUCUCCUGCAAGAUCACACUUCGAAAGCAAGGGUUCGCUAUCAAGUGAGCAGGAUGAUGCUGAUAGUGGAUUCCAGAAUGAUGAAAUUCAUGACAAUAACAAUCAAAUUGAUACAGAGAAUGUAAUGGCAAACAGUACUUCCUUACCCAUUUCAACCGUCGAGUCUCAUUUCGAGAAAACCUUGGACACUCAAUUGGAGAUUGUGAUUGAAAAUUUACACAAGGAAUAUGAUCAAUUUAUAAAUUCCAUUAGACUAAAAUUUGAAAAAUCGCAAAAAUUAGAGAAGAUGAUAGCGUCCAAACUAAAUGAGCAAUCUCAUCUGCUGGAUUCCUUAGAAUUGGAAGAAAACUCUAAUUCGGUCAUACAAAAACAAGAUCAUUUGAUAUCUCAAUUGAAGGAAAAGAUCGAAUCACAAUCUGCCUUGAUAAAGAAUUUAGAAAAGUUGAAGAAAGAUAUUAGUAGAAUGGAACAAAAUGAGAAAGUUUUAACCAAAGAACUGGAAACUCAGACAAAGAUUAAUAAACUAAAAGAAAAUAAUUGGGACAGCUACAUCAAUGACUUAGAAAAGCAAAUUAAUGACCUUCAAAUCGAUAAAUCAGAAGAAUUCCAAAUAAUACAAAACCAAUUAGACAAAUUAGAUCUGGAGAAUUAUCAAUUGAAAAACCAAUUGAAUACUUUGGACAAUCAAAAUUUAAUACUAUCCCAAUAUGAGACCAAUUUCAUCAAGUUCAAUCAGAAUCUUUUAUUACAUCUUGACAGUGUUUUCCGUAUCCUUCAGAAAAUCUUACAAGAAAGCUCUAUAGUCCAGUUUGACAGGAAGAUGAAAUCAAUAAAAUCAAUACCAAAUGUGCUGAAAAACCUGAAUACGAUUCAGCCCAAACUAGAGUCACUUUACACUUUUAUAGAGACUGCACUAGAAUCCAUAAUAGAUUCAUAUAUCUCUUCGCUGAUUGCCAUGGAAACUCCAGAGCAGCAACAUCAACAGGACGAUGAACCAGCGGCUGCUCCAAAUAAAGAACUGAGCUUACGAAUAGAGGAGUUGCAAAGAAGAUGGAUAUCCGAAAGAGAAAGACGAAAGCUGGAUGCAAACGCUUCAGAAGCUCGGAUCAAGGCCUUAGAACAGGAAAACGAGUCAUUGAGAUCAAAACUUUUCAACCUAUCCAUCAAUAAUUCUUAA